Molecule: messenger RNA, 8864 nt
Organism: Motacilla alba alba
Lineage: Eukaryota; Metazoa; Chordata; Aves; Passeriformes; Motacillidae
Gene: WNK2
Product: WNK lysine deficient protein kinase 2
Exons: 28
Coding region: 27-6935 (2302 amino acids)
Biological process (GO): protein phosphorylation; monoatomic ion homeostasis; positive regulation of potassium ion import across plasma membrane
Cellular component (GO): cytosol; cytoplasm
Molecular function (GO): chloride channel inhibitor activity; ATP binding; protein serine/threonine kinase activity
Source: RefSeq, a predicted model, not a curated record
CGGCGGGUGCUGAGCCCUCGGCCCGGAUGGAAAGUGGGGGUGAUGUCAGAGCGGCACUUCGGCGGGGCGGCAGAGGCGGCGGCCGUGGCGGGGUUCCAGCGGCUGCCGAGCCCGGCGCUCCCCCGGCCGCGGAGACCGGCGUGAACAUGGACGGGCCCGGCGGCGGGGGGAGCGGGGCAGCCUCAGACAAGGACGCUGCUGCAGCACCGGCAGCCCCUGGGGCCCCCACCCCGCCGCCCCGCGGCCCCGGCUCCAGGGAUCCCAAGCUGGUCCAUCAGCGGUUCCUGCGGAGGAGCGUGGUGGACUCGGAUCAGGAGGAGCCCGCCUUCGACCUGCCCGAGGCGGAGCACCAGCGAAGAAUCAUCCUGCUCCCCAAAACCAGGAGGAUAAUCGCGGAGCGGGCGAAGGCGGGGCAGGGGGCGGCGGAGGUGGCGGGCCAGGAGGCCGAAUGCUCCGGGGAGCCGCGGCCAACGCCGGUCGCGGGCAGCACCGCGGGCGCCGAGGAGCAGAAGGAGCCAGGCAAGGAUGCGGAGCGGAGAGAGGCGCAGGAUGCUGCCAAGGACCAGGGCAAGGCUAAGAAAGAGGAGCCCGAGGAGGAGGCUGAUAUGAAAGCAGUUGCCACCUCGCCGGAUGGCAGGUUCCUAAAGUUUGAUAUUGAACUCGGGCGGGGAUCCUUCAAAACGGUCUACAAGGGUCUGGACACGGAGACGUGGGUGGAAGUCGCGUGGUGUGAACUGCAGGACAGAAAACUCACAAAAGUAGAGAGGCAGAGAUUUAAAGAGGAGGCAGAAAUGUUGAAAGGUCUACAGCACCCAAACAUCGUGAGGUUUUAUGACUUCUGGGAAUCCUGUGCAAAAGGCAAAAGAUGCAUCGUGCUGGUUACCGAGCUGAUGACCUCUGGAACACUGAAGACGUAUCUGAAGAGAUUUAAAGUGAUGAAACCUAAAGUCCUGCGGAGUUGGUGUCGGCAAAUCCUGAAGGGUCUUCUUUUCUUACACACAAGAACUCCACCAAUAAUUCACAGAGACUUGAAAUGUGAUAAUAUUUUUAUAACUGGACCAACUGGAUCUGUGAAAAUAGGAGACUUGGGUCUGGCAACACUCAAAAGAGCUUCGUUUGCCAAAAGUGUCAUAGGUACACCAGAAUUCAUGGCCCCAGAAAUGUACGAGGAACACUAUGAUGAAUCUGUGGAUGUCUACGCGUUUGGAAUGUGCAUGCUGGAAAUGGCUACCUCAGAAUACCCUUACUCAGAAUGCCAGAAUGCUGCUCAAAUCUACCGAAAAGUAACCUGUGGUAUAAAGCCAGCAAGCUUUGAGAAAGUUACUGAUCCUGAAAUUAAGGAGAUAAUCGGGGAGUGCAUCUGCAAAAACAAAGAAGAAAGAUAUGAAAUUAAAGAUUUAUUAAGCCAUGCCUUUUUUGCUGAAGAUACUGGGGUAAGAGUGGAACUUGCAGAAGAAGACCAUGGUAGGAAAUCCUCAAUUGCCUUAAGACUCUGGGUAGAAGAUCCUAAGAAACUGAAAGGAAAACCCAAAGAUAAUGGAGCCAUUGAGUUUACUUUUGAUCUGGAGAAGGAAACUCCUGAUGAUGUUGCACAAGAAAUGAUUGACUCGGGCUUUUUCCACGAGAAUGAUCUCAAGAUCGUGGCCAAGUCCAUCCGUGACCGAGUGGCGCUGAUCCUCUGGAGGAGGGAGCGCAUCUGGCCCAGGAUGCAGUCGGAGGAGCGACGUGACUUGGAGUGCCUGGACAGGCUGAAGGCACCGCAGGCACAGCAGGUCCAGGUCACCUACCUGUCCCACACGGGCCACCACAUCCUGUCGGAGCCUGAGGAGCCGGAGGCAGACCAGCACCCCUUCCAGCAGAACCUGCCCACCAGCGUCACCUCUGUCGCCUCUGACAGCACAUUUGACAGUGGCCAGGGCUCCACGGUUUAUUCGGACUCGCAGAGCAGCCAGCAAAGUGUCAUCUACUCAUCCCUGCCAGACGCUGUCCCUCCUGCCAUCCAGAGGGUGUACAGCCCCCCGCUGAGCGAGGGCCAGCCUGUGCCCCACAGCCUCUCCCAGCUCAGCCACUACCAGCAGCCCUCGGCACCCGUCCUGCCCGCAGUGCCAGCCACGCCUGCCGUGGUGCCCCAGCACUACCAGGAGCCAGCAAUGCCAUUCCCCGUGGUCCCCAGCACUGUGGCCUCGCUCCCGCUGGGGCAGCCGCCGCCACCCGUGCUGGCCGGCCAGCAGCAGCAGCCCAUCUCACAGGCAGCCUCCCUGCAGCAGGUGCUCAGCAGCCAGCCCGUGUGCCCACUGCCACCAGCCCCCCACCUGCUGCCGCCGUUCCCGGCGCAGGGCGCGCAGGUGCCCGCCAGCAGCACCCCCCUGAAGCCCCUGCAGAUCUCCACCAUGCCGCAGCUCCCGCCUGUGGCCCCUUCCCAGAUUCCUCAGUUUCCUGUCAUUCCUGCUAUUACUCCUCUGGCAGGGCUUGACAGCCUUCCUCCAAACCUGUCUGACAUCCCUGCCGCAAACGUGCCGCCCAUUCCUGCUCCCUCCCAGUACUUUGCUCCAGCCGUGAUCCUGCCCAGCCUGCCCAUGAACCCCACGCUGCCCAUGGCCCCCAACUCCCCUGCCCUGCCCAUGCAGGCCGUCAACCUGCCUCACACCACCGUGGCUUCUCUGGUCCUGCCCUGCCAGCCCAUCGUGCCAAACAUGCCGGCGGCCACCAUCCCACUGCUGGCGGUGGCACCGCCAGGGGUGCCACCACUGCCGCCGCACGCCACGGUGCCACUGCCGCCGCAGCCCGUGUUCCAGCCCGCCUUCCAGCCACUGCUGCCCGGCGACACGCCCUCGCCCCACCAUGCACAGAGCUCCCAGCCCGUGACCCAGCCACAGCCACCUCCUCCAGCCCUGCAGCCGAGCGUGAUCCACCCUCCUGAGCCGGCUCACCAGCCCAUGCCUGGACACACUCAGUUUGCUCUGGAAGCUGGAGCCCAGGUGCCCGUGCUGCCAGUGCAACCCUCCAUGGUCAUGUCACCGCCGUUGCAGCUGCAGCCGGAGCUGGUGCCGCCCUGCGUCGCUCCCGAAGGUGUUCCCCAGGUCCAUGGCAGCCUUGCCACGGCUGCCCCACCCACCCCCAUAGAGCCUGGCCUGCCUCUCCAGCCCUCUGCUCUGCUGCAGCUCCAGCCUGAUCUUUCCCAGCCAAUGGGCCAGCAGCUCCCAGCUCCCUGCUCGGCUGUCGCAGCAGGCACAGAGACAUCUCAAGAGGAGCAGGCAAUACAGGACAAACUCCAAGCUCUGUCCCAGAGUUGCGAAAGCUACAUGAGUCCAGAUGUUGCUUCUGGCAAAGAGAUGAGUGAUAGCUUGGAAGGAGCAACAGGAAGUGGAAAGCAAGAAGGAAAGUCAUCAAAGAAGCAUAAGAAAUCCACGCGUGCUCGUUCGCGCCAGGAGAAGUCCAACAGACCCAAACUGACCAUAUUAAAUGUGUGUAACACAGGGGAUAAAAUGGUGGAGUGCCAGCUUGAAACCCAUAACCACAAAAUGGUGACGUUCAAGUUUGACUUGGAUGGUGAUGCGCCGGAGGAAAUUGCUACUUACAUGGUGGAGAAUGAAUUCAUCUUGCAAAGUGAAAAAGAGACUUUUAUUGAGCAAAUGAAGGAUAUCAUUGAUAAAGCAGAAGAUAUGCUCAGUGAGGAUACAGAAGGAGAGCGAAGUUCUGACCAGGGAACAAGUCCCCAGCAAGAUGCAGAUAGGCUGGAAAUAAGCGAGGAGAAGCGUCAGUCUCAAAUGAAGACACCUGUGUAUCAGCAAAACGUUUUGCAUACGGGAAAAAGGUGGUUUAUUAUAUGUCCAGUGGUGGAAAACCCUACUACAGAUGCCCCUGAGUUUUCUCCCCCGGUGCCUCCCAGUGCCCAGCAGACAAAAGGGCCAGACCCGGAGCAGUCAGAUGACCAGCUGGUGAGCUCUGCCAUGACAGAGGCACCUGGGCUCGGGGCUGGACAGCAGCUUCCCCUGCACACAGGGGUCAGUGACAGCCCCCUUGGAGCCACCCCGUCCUUGGCAUCAGCUCCUGCUGCAGCAGCUCCUGCCAGCGUAGCAAGCCAGCCAGAGUUCCCAGCCCCAGCGCUGCUGGCAUCUGCCCCGAACAUCGUGGAGCCUGCAGUGGCCAGCGGGGGUCAGCCGGAGUUCCCCCAGCCCGGCCCCCCGGCCCCCCGAGCCGUGGGGCUUGAGGAGCCCCCCGAGGCCCCAGCCCCGCACCUGCAGCCGCAGGCGGAUGAGCCGGCGUGCGUGCCCGACGUGGAGAUUGCCUGCUGCAGUGUGGGGCCACCCCCGGCAAUGCCGGUGGCUCCGGGGCCGCUGCCCGCGCCUCCGGAUGCCGUGGUGCUGGAGCACAGCGUGGUGCUGGAGCGGCAGCCGGCACCGCAGGGGCCGCACCUGCUGGAGGGUGGCCAGCCCGGCACGGGGCCCUUCAGCAGCCAGCCCUUCCCCGUGGCCGCCGGCCCUGACACCCUGGGCUUGGCGGGGUCCCAGCUCCAGAGCCCCACGCAGGUGCCACUGGCCACAUCCCAGCAGCUGCCAAUGGCACAGGGUGGCAUGGGGAUGGCCGGGGCAGGAGUCAGCCUGCUCCAGCAGCAGAACCCCCCCGGCACUGCUGAGUCUGAUGGUGAGGGUCCCCCCAGGGUGGACUUCGUGGACAACACGAUUAAAAGCCUUGAUGAGAAGCUGCGCAAUUUGCUGUACCAGGAAUAUGUUCCAACUUCUUCGGCAUCAGCAGGGACGCCAGACACCUCUGUGCCUCCCGAACAGGGCGACAGUGAAUUCACCUUAUCCCCUUUUCCUGAAGAGCAAGCUCCUGCCCCAGCAUUGGAUGGGAGAGAGCCAGGCUAUAGCAUCCCAGACACCGGCCAGGAGGUGAAAGCUGCUGCCGAGCUGCUGGUGCCCCUCGUGCCCUCGGAGGCCUUGCCUUGCCCACCACUGUUGAACAAGCCGGAAGUCACUGAUGUGAGUGCUCAUCCCUCAGAGGCAAGAGGUCCAGCCACAAGCAUCGCUUCAGCUCCUGCUGCUCCAGCAAAAGGCCUCCUUCAGGUUGCACCUUCAUCAUCAGGCGCAGCUCCACAGAUGGAGACUUUCCAGAGGAGUGAGGAGGCAGAGAGGACGGCUUCACCCGCACAUGCAGAGAGCGUAACGCGGCGAGCAACAGCAGAUGGGGCGAUGAGUAACUUCCACAGGGAUGGCUCUCCGGGCUCUGGUUCCUAUGGAAAACAGGCUGAGGCUCAGGAGAGUGGCACACCAGCCAAAACCAUUGGCAGGUUUUCAGUCAUCAGCACGCAGGACGAAUUAACUUUAGCAGCACCGCACUGCUUGAGGUUCUCGGCGCCCCCAGACGUGUACCUGGACGAGCUGCCCUCCAGCCCGGACAUGAAGGCUGCUGUCCGCAGGGUCCAGACGGCCUCUUCUGUGGACGUCCUGUGCGACCAGGCCUCGAGCGACUCCGCCGAUGAGCCCUUCCCGCGGCAGCCAGCGACUGCUGCAGCUGCACAGCUCUCCCCGCCCAGCAGCAGCACAGCCACAGACUUAAUCAAAAAAGCAGCUGCUUUUCUGCAGAGGUCUGCCAAAAGUGGCUCCCCUGGCCCAGAGUCACCCAACGGGCAAGGUGCAAAGAUUCCUACCAUCAACAUCACGUCCUUCCACUCACAGUCGUCCUACAUGAGCAGUGACAAUGACUCAGAGUUUGAAGAUGCUGAUAUGAAGAAAGAAUUGCAGAACCUGAGAGAAAAGCAUAUGAAAGAGAUUGCUGAGCUGCAGACGCAGCAGAAGAACGAAAUAGAGGCACUGUAUAUUCGCCUGGGGAAACCCCUUCCUCCCAACCUGGGUUUCCUUCACUCUGCCCCACCAAGCGGCCGGCGCCGAAGAACCAGCAAAAACAAAUUGAAAGCCGGAAAACUCUUAAACCCUCUGGUCCAGCAGCUCAGGAGUGGAACAUCAAGCACAAGUAACCUUUCAGACUCUAAAGACUCGCCCCACAAAGAAAGCAGUAACUCGCAGCUGGGCUUCCCCGAAGCCACCGCGAUGCCUCCCGGCGCAGCCCCCGCCUUCGGCAAGGCUGUGCAGACCCAGCAGCCCUGCUCUGUCAAAGCCUCUCUGUCCUCUGACAUCUGCUCUGGCCUGGGCCUUGAUGCAGCCGACGCCAACGCAGGCUCUGGCCAAGGCUGGACGGUUUUCCACCAAACGUCUGAGAGAGUGACCUAUAAAUCUAGUAGCAAACCUCGUACCAGAUUCCUCAGUGGACCUGUGUCUUUGUCCAUCUGGUCCACCUUGAAACGACUAUGUCUAGGCAAAGAUCACAGUAGUAGAUCCUCGACCAACAGCCUGGUGACGUGUCCUGAGCCCCUCCCGCAGUCGACGCUGCAGGUUCAGGCCAACAACAGCAACAACAAGAAAGGGACGUUCACAGAUGACCUGCACAAGCUGGUGGACCAGUGGACAAGCAAAACUGUUGGAGCUGCACAGACAAAACCUUCUUUAAACCAACUGAAGCAGAACCAAAAAAGGCAAGACAUGGAGCCAAAGGCUAACCCCAUGCAAACGCAGAAUGAGACAUGUGGAGUAAGUUCGGUAAGGACAGGACGGGGGAGCAAGUGCCCCGUUCCAGUGGCUUGCCCCAUGCCCACAGGAUUAGCUCCUGCAGCUGCGCCAUCCCUGCCGGUGCCCGUGCCAGGGCCCGCCCUGGCUGGCGCGGUGACACCGUACGUGAUGCCUCUCUGUCAGUACAGAGCCGUGUUCCCUUCACCUGUGUAUGGAGUGCCGUGGCCGGGGCCGGUGGCACAGCCGGGGCUGGUCCGAGGGCCCGGCAUUGUGCACUUCUCACCGCUGGGCCGGACCUGCCUGCGGAUGUACCAGGUGCCGCUGCAGCGCCCGGCCCGGCCGGCCAGCCCGCGGCUGCGCAUGACCUAGCGUGGGGACCCUGCCAUGGGGACUUUGCCACAGGAACCCUGCCACAGUGACCCUGCCACCAGGACUCUGCCACGGGGAUCCUGCCAUGGGGACCUUGACAUGGGUGACCCUGUCAGUGGGUGGCCUUGCCAUGGGUGACCCUGCCCUGGGUCCCAGUGGUUUUGAUGCCGUCACGUUGGAGUGUUUGCUCUGUACAUGCCAUGGUCUGUGUGGGAUGAGGCGGGGCCCUGGGUGCAGCCAUACCCUGCAUCAGCAAUCACUGUGAGACGGCAUCACCGCAGAUCAUUUGUUGUCAAGGCAAUACCUGCUUCUGUCCCAUUGCUGAAGACACUUUCUUCCUUGUGUUCUGUUUCACAUUUGUGAUCCUUAACAUCAUUGUACUUGAAUUGAUAAUUAGCAAAUUGUACUAACUCUGCAGGAGUUCAGUGCCUUGAAUCUCAGCUUUCCAGUCCCAGCUGGAAAGAGAUGUACAAUUAUUUGAAAGGUGUAUUUUAUUUACAAUCUGCUUGUGAGUUGGAGGUCUCUUUAUUUGCAAAGAUACUGCAGGUCUACAGUUGUUCCUCAUCAGCUUCAUUCUGCUGUAAAUGCUUUGUUUUUAUUCACGGAUUGAAUUUUCAUUUCUGAAGCUUUUAGAAAUAAGAAUUGUGAGGUGAGGUUUGUGUGACAUGCUUGUUUGAUGCACUGAUCGUAAAAUUGUUGAUGUUUGUACAAGGAGUAGUGAAGUGCACAUUGUAAUGUAGGAGCAUUUACAGAGUGAUCCAAGGAAGGUGUAUACAAGGACAGGGGAACAGCUUCAGGCAGUCCUCUCCGUUCUCCUUCCCAGACUGUGGUAAAGUCAUUGUAGAUGACGACUUAAUUCUGUAACGGGCAGCACAUGCUGUUUUCCUCUGGAUCAGCAGCACACUGGAUUUCAUUUCUUUUCCCUAUGUUGUGGGCUUUUAUAAUUUAGUUAAAUCACAAGCUCAUGCAUGUUCCAUAAGCGAAGACAAGUAAUGGAGCUGUUGAUUCUAGCAGACUAUGUGCAGGUGACUGUGAGCCCCGUGUGAGCAGAGCAUGCGCACCUGUUCAGGUUCUGCUCCGGCCACUGCGCUUGAGGGCGAUGUCUGCUCCUUGGUGUGCCAGCUGUGUUCAUGCUAAAACAGAAUAAAAAUGUGAAGCUGUUCUUUUUCGUAUCUGACACUUCAGGUUUGGUGUCUGAUCGCCUUCUGUUUGGAAUUUUUUAUUUAUUUAUAUAUUUAUCUUUAUUUUUACCCAAGUUUGCGCUCCAGGUGGCACGGACACCUCUCUCCUGUUCGAAAGUUGUUUUUUUUCCUAUUUUACUGCGCAUAGAGCCUCCACCUGCACUUAGUGUAAAGGCACAAGGUAACCACUAGAGCUGGUUUGCCAUGGUAAGUCUCCUUUCUUCCCUGAGCACUACGGGCAGCAUUACAGGCACAGGAUCCAGAUGUGGCCACACCCAAAGGCCCCACAAUGACAUUUUGUAGCCCUCUGCUGAGGGGCAGAGAUGUCCUGUGCUGCCAAGCUGUGAAUUGUAUAGUUCUGUUACUUCAAGCAUUAUACCUGUCUAAAUUACUUUCUUUGUACCCUUUGACUAUAUUAUUCCAUCAAUUCAGUUAGAAUUGAAUUUUAUAGACAAUUAUGCAGAGUCUUCUGCCUGGGCAAAAACUUACUGAAGUAAGAGAUUUCUGUUCUCUGUACCAUGUAUCUUUGAUUUGUUUGGGUUUUUUAGAUUCAUGUUGGUAUGCUUCAUGAGCAAACAUGGAAAAUAUGUUCUCACACCGGGUUCCCUUCAGCUCACACUGAAUCCUACAGUUUAUGUUGCUAUUGCCUGUAUAGUCCAUCCCUUGUAUACUGACAAAGUCAGUGGCACUAAAAGCCUCAAGAAAUUGUAUAGAUUAAAAAGAAAAAUAAACAUUUUGUGCUUGAAAA